AUGAGAACGGUCAAAUAUAUCCAGUUGCAUUUUUCAUUGUGGAUAGUGAAACGGGAGAAGCUCGGACAUGGUUUUUUUGGGCACGUUAAGGAGGCGGUUGGGGCUAUAUCUGAACUUGUCAUUGUAUCAGAUCGUAAAGCAAGCAUAAGCAAAGCAAUCAGUAAGGUAUUUCCUUUUGCCUUUCAUUGUUUCUACAUUCAUCAUAUAAGUCUAAACCUACUCAAGCAUUUUGGGAAAAAAUCUCCCCUCCCCGAUUUCUUCCUAGUUGCAAAAUCACCCCGUGAGAUUACUUUUCAAGUACAUUGGGCUGAAAUUAUCCCAAUAAGAGGAAUGGGCCAAUACUUAGAGGAAAUUGGAUUUGAAAAAUGGGCCAGGGAAUUUCAAUGUGGACGAAGGUUUAAUCAGAUGACUACAAAUGCGACUAAGAGUUUAAAUGUUGUACUAAAGGACGCUAGAACAUUGCCAAUAACUAAAUUUCUUGAUCACAUAAGGGGUUUGUUGCAAGACUGGUUUCAUCCAAGAACCUAUACAUCGAGUCGUCAAACGAUGCUUUCAGAUUAUGCGGAGACGAAAAUGACGACUAAAAGGCAUUUUGUGAGGCCGAUUGAUCAACACAUUUUUAAAGUUGUUGGUAUUCACCUUAGUGGAGUUGUUGACUUGAAUGCGCGUAUGUGUUCGUGCAAGGAUUUUGAUUAUUACGACAUGCCAUGCUCCCAUGCGAUUGCAGCAGUCCGUUACCGGAACAUUGAUCCAUGCACACUUUGUUCCCCUUACUACAAUAUUCAGGCUAUUUACGGAUCAUAUGGAGAACCUAUUUUCCCUUUAGGCUCUAUUUCAGAAGGGCCUCAGGGGGAUGAUUACGAAGACAUCCAAAUAUUGUCGCCGAUUCGUGUUGCUCAAGUUGGCCUCCACUAG
Molecule: messenger RNA, 915 nt
Organism: Benincasa hispida (wax gourd)
Lineage: Eukaryota; Viridiplantae; Streptophyta; Magnoliopsida; Cucurbitales; Cucurbitaceae
Source: RefSeq, a predicted model, not a curated record